AUGGCCAUGAUGUUCUCCUUCUUCCUCUUGUUCUCUAUUUUUCUCUUCUUGUUCCAACUCCAAGCAGUAGUAUUGGCCGCAGGAUUUCUUGGAGUUGGAGGAGCACCACAACCACGACCACGAGAUUCAGAUGAAUGCGCGGUGACAAGGUGUGGGGAUGACGGCCCAAACAUCCGGUUCCCAUUCUGGCUAAAGGACCAUCAGCCAAAUCACUGUGGGUAUCCUGGAUUUCAACUAUCCUGCUCCCCAGCCAAAAAUACCCUGCUUGAGCUCCCAUUUGUUAGGACUGCCAAGGUAUCGCUAAUCAAUUACAGAGACCAGUCGUCAUAUAUAUAUGACUUCAGUGAUUGCUUUCUCGAACAACUUCUCCUAAAUCUAAACCACAAUUUAUCGGCCUCUCCCUUCAAAUUUUCACCACUUUACGGAAGUAAGUUUAGCCUUUUCAGUUGUCCCUCCUCAACAAACCAAACCUACCCUUUGGAAUAUGCAUAUAAUAGCUAUUCAAUGUUUCCAAUCACAAAUAAUUGCCAUAACAGCAGCCAAGGUCAAGUGGUCUAUGCGGUACCUGAUGAUUUUUCAAUCCUGCAGUUCCUAUUAUCUUGUAGAAAGUUAAAUACCGUAACAUCAAUAGAUUCCCUAUCUGGUUCUCCUGAUAUCUAUACUAAUUACCUUCGAUUGAGUUGGUCCAAGCCCAUAUGUGGGAGUUGUGAAGAAAUAGGCAAGUAUUGUAGAUUGAGGAGGAGGAAUAACAGCAGCAGCAGAAAACAUGAUGAAACUGAAUGUUCUCACAAUAAUAUUCCUAACCCUAACCCACCAUCAAUUGUUGCGGAUACUCCUUCACUUGGCAAACAAGCUACAGGUACUCCUUCGUCCCUCCACUACUAG
Camellia sinensis is the source of this 885-nucleotide messenger RNA. The record is from RefSeq and is a predicted model, not a curated record. Lineage: Eukaryota; Viridiplantae; Streptophyta; Magnoliopsida; Ericales; Theaceae.